AUGGCGGAAGCUUCGAUAGCAGACGCCAAGAUCCACGUCGCCGCCUCGGAAGCGCGCGCUUUCGCUGAGAACGUCCUCGUCGGCAACGGCGUGCCGGCCGAGAACGCCGCCACUGUCGCCAGGUGCCUCGUCGCGGCCGACCUGCGCGGCGUCGACACCCACGGCAUCAACCGCAUCCCCUCGUACAUGACGCGGAUCCGCCAGGGCGUCCUCGACGCCGCGGCCAGCCCGGAACUUACCAAGACCACGCCCGUGGUCGCGCAGGUCGACGGCAGGAACGGCUUCGGGUUCCUCGCGGCGGAGGUCGGGAUGAAGACGGCUAUAGACGUGGCGCAAGAGUUUGGCAUCGGCAUGGUUAGUGUGAAGCACUCGAACCACUUCGGCAUGAGCGCGUGGAUCGUGCAGCAGGCUAUCGAUGCGGGUAUGAUGAGUAUCGUGUUCACGAAUUCAAGCCCCGCGCUUCCCGUCUUCGGGGGGAAGAGCCAGCUCUUGGGAGUGUCGCCUAUCGCCUGCGGCGCGCCGGGCGGAGAGGAGAAGGCGUUUAUUCUGGAUAUGGCGCCGUCGGUUGCGGCGAGGGGCAAGAUCUAUAAGGCGAAGAGACGGGGCGAGAAGAUCCCCCUGGAUUGGGCACUGGAUAGGGAGGGGAGGCCGACGGAUGAUCCGAGCAAGGCGCUGGAGGGGGUCAUGCAGCCUAUGGGGGGUCCCAAGGGGUCGGGGCUUGCGGUUAUGAUGGAUGUGUUCUCGGGGGUGUUGUCAGGCUCUGCCUUCGCGGGAGAAGUCAGGGGCCCCUACGAUCCGAGCAAGCCGUCCGACGUUGGCCACUUCUUGGUGGCUAUCAAGCCCGACCUGUUCAUGAGCCUUGAGGAAUUUAGGGGGAGGAUGGAUUAUUUGUAUCAAAGAGUCGUGGGCUCAGAUAGGGCGGCUGGCGUCGACCGCAUCUACUUCCCGGGCGAGAUUGAGCAGUUGAGACAGGAGGAGAGGGAGAAGACGGGGAUACCGCUCGUGCAGGCCGAGAUAGAUGCGCUGAAUGAGGAGGCGAGGAAGGUGGGAAAGCCGGCGUUGGUGGUUAGGGGCGAGUAG
This is a messenger RNA of Anthostomella pinea, 1080 nucleotides long. Lineage: Eukaryota; Fungi; Ascomycota; Sordariomycetes; Xylariales; Xylariaceae. The record is from the annotation of a GenBank genome assembly.